UCCAUUUUUAGUUUGCGAAGAGCUGAUUUUGCUUUUCUGUUUGGUGAGGCAUCUGUCCGUGUAUCCGCAGCCACGGAUUUAUUAUUGUAAUAAGUUCUCGAGUAGUUUUAUUGAAAUCUACUUUUUUUCGUUACUAUAAUGUUGGCCAAAACAUUGUUGGGAGUGUGCGCUGUAGCGGCUCUCUCUCUACAUGGCAGCAGCGCUCAAAGAAAUUAUAGUUCUUCCUAUGUGCAGUCCAAUUACCGCAAUACCGACCGCAGCUACCACAAGAAGUGUGGCUUUCCCAACGCCAUUCCUCCGUGGGAAAGCCAUAAACCGGAAGAUGUAUGUAACAGGAAAUCUACAAAAUUUCUCCUACACUUAUUAUGCAGUACAUGGACUGUGGUAUAUCUAUCGGCAGUAUUUAUCCUCGGACGACACAAAUACUCUCAACAAUAUCUUUGGCGUUUAUGGACUGAAUGCCACCGCUGUACCGUUGACGAAUAUCUUUGCCGAAAAUCAAUGGUUGCCCAGCUCGUAUUAUUCUUCGACGGAUGGCGGCAACACGUAUACAUGUCAGUACGACCACUGGAUCGGCAGUGUGGGACGGGAUGGUAGUCAGAUUGGGAUCGACUAUAAUUCGGAAACCAAUCCGGCAUAUGCUCCCAAUCCGCAAAGCACCAUGGCGAUAAAGUACGAUUACCGGAAGUACUCCAUCGACUAUGGCUGCAGCAGUCCCAAUCUGAAGACGGGAAUCUGCGCCUCCCCGAUCGUUUACGUCAGCACCCGCGUACGCCCGACCCAGUUGUCGUACCACGAGAAGAUGGAGACUGACCGGGUGGUGGACGCCGUGUUUGCGCCCUACUGCCGGUCAGCCGACGAUAUCCCGCUGCAGCAGUACGACGACAACAAGCCCGACUGUAGUUUACCGCUGCAGCCGCAAGACUGUGCAAAUUCGACGCUGCAAGUCAUGGGUAUCGAUACUGAUAUCUUCGUCGGUCUAACUAGGGUUGAAAUUCCAACGGCUUUUGGCCGUUUUUGAAAUGAUUUGCAAUGAAAUUGAUCUGAAGCUUGAAAUGUGAAAUGGUUGAAAUUGUGAUUUCAACCCUAUCUAACUUCAGAGGAUUCGUGGUCCAGCAUCAGAUCUGAGUAUCUGACCAUAUCUCAGAUCAUGCUUUUCGGAUACUGAUUGAUAAAAUUUAUUUUUUUCACGGUAUUCGUAAAUUUAUUUCUCGCCAUGAUCUACAGGAAGCAUUUCAAAUUGUGUUUUUCCACAUCACGGCUUA
Paramacrobiotus metropolitanus is the source of this 1265-nucleotide messenger RNA. RefSeq lists its product as uncharacterized. The record is from RefSeq and is a predicted model, not a curated record. The coding region runs from base 191 to 1021 and encodes 276 amino acids. The transcript has 4 exons. Lineage: Eukaryota; Metazoa; Tardigrada; Eutardigrada; Parachela; Macrobiotidae.